UCCGGAAGAGUCGGUGGGAAGAUUGCAGCACAUCUAAGUGUGGAAACACCUGACCCAAGCAGAGGAAAAUAUAUUUAUAUAUAUGAUUAUUUUUGCUAUAGAAUUUUUACCAAGCGCACGAGGAAAAGAACAGGGUAAAGUCCCGGAGAGGAGCAUCUGGAUGACGUUGACUCCAUUCACACCAACUAAGCGAGGACUUAAUCAGACAUAUUUAUACGUUUUUUCACCAGGCAUCGUUUUCAGAACAAAGUUUUCUAUUUACGCGUAAAGUCAUUUUGAAUUGGAUUCAGAAGAUUCUCAACAGACACUGGGCCACACUUUUCCAUCUUCUCCACCUGAAACUGUUUUAAUGGAAACAUGAACGAAGCUGUAAACGGACCAGUUCCGCUGCACAGCGUCCUCUUCCACCUGCUGCUGCUUCAAGUCUCAUCCGUGCGUUUGUUCCCGCCACACGCGCAUCCAACGCGCCUCGUGGGCCAAAUAGCCGAGAACUCUCCGGUCGGGACGUCGGUGGACGGGGUGAUGCUGUCCCUGAGAGCGGGGGGCUGCCCGGGUGCCCAUCGAGAUGCUAGACUAAAAGGAAAGUACGCUUCGGAUUUUAGGCUCGUUUACCACCGCGGCCGUUUGGGAUUAUUCUCUGCCAAACCCCUGGACCGGGAGUUUAUAGCAAUGUACGAGCUGGUGGUGGAGCUGCCGACCCGGUGUCUGAGGAGACUAGCUGCUGUGCAGGUCGAGGUGUCGGAUAAAAAUGACAACAUACCCCGUUUCACUGGCGGUAACCACACAGUUGAAGUGGACGAGCUUACGCAGCUCGGUACCGAGCUUGCUCGCUUUGACGCUAAGGACAACGACGCGGACAGGAACGGACGUCUCACGUUCUAUGCGUCUCCAAAGUCUUACCUGCUCCACGUGGUUCCUCAAACCGGGCAGGUGAGGCUGGUUGGGUCCCUCCUGGGUGUUAGCCAGGUGACACUUCGCCUUUAUGUGAAGGACGGUGGGGAUGUGGCGCUCACAGGAGAACCAGUGUUCCUGCACAUUGACGUCCGUCGUUCCAGCAGAGCACGGCGGAGGCACCGGUCUCUGUCCGAGGACCAGGCCUACACCGUGACAGUCCCAGACCACGUUGGAGUAGGAGAAUUGGUGUUUACUGUGCCGGACCAAAAGUUCGAGCAACGAUGGUUCGAAGUGGAAUCCGGCACAGAUUCGUCAGUUCAAAUCGAGAGGGAUUCGGGGCGUGUGUUCCUGGCGCGCAGCCUGCAGGAACCCACGGAGGUAGUGGUGAAGAUCCACAGCCUCAGAGGUAAGGACUGGUACCUGAGCAGGCUGACUCUGAGAAGGGCCAGUCAAGCCGACCUGCAGUGGUCCAUGCUUCCGUUGCCUUACCUGGGUGCUGUGGGCCGCGACGCCACACCUGGGACUGUGGUAUAUCGACUGUCGGCACGGCAACGAGAUGCACGAUUCAACCUACUGGAUGGGGGAGAAGACUGCUUUGAGGUGGACACUAGCUCUGGUGAGAUCCGGACCACUGGGCGACCACUGACCCCCAGUAAAGAGUACCUGCUAAGGGUGCAGGUGACGGACGGACAGGGACAUAGCGGCCCACCGGCCACUGUGGCCAUCCUGGCUGGAUACCGGCCUCCACAGUUCACCAGAUCUAGCUACAACCUGAACGUCCCAGAAAACACGGCUGUCGGCCAAUCCAUCGCCUCCGUUCUCGCCGUCUCCUUUCAGAGGAAGUCUCUGUCCUACAUGCUGCUGCUGAAUCCUGGGAACCUGUUCAGUAUCCACCAGGAGAGCGGAGCCCUGAGCCUCACCAGGACGCUCGACUACGAGGGAGGACAGAACCUGCACACGCUGCAGAUCAGAGUGUCUGAGAGCGACACUGGCCUCAGUGGUGUGGCAGAGGUGCUUGUCCAUGUAACGGAUGAAAACGACUGCACACCAGAGUUCCUGCUGCCCAUCUACAGCAGAGACGAUGUCUCUGAGGACGUGCCCCCUGGAGUCUCGCUGCUCCAAGUUGUGGCACGGGACUGUGACUCUGGUGUGAACUCUGAGCUCUCGUACUUUGUUCAUGGCGGUGACUUCGCCAUCUCGCCUGGAGGCGUGGUCAGCCCCGCCCGUCGCCUGGACUACGAGCGGCCCAAUCACAUCUACGAGUUUGUGGUGAUUGCCGUGGAUGCAGGGACCCCGCCCCGCACGGGUACCGCAUCCAUUCGCAUCCGGGUUUCUAACAGCAAUGACGAGGCUCCUGUCUUCUCCCAGAGCGUGUACAAAACCUUCCUGAGUGAGGACGCUGGUCCAGACACACUGGUCGCCAUUGUCCAUGCCAACGACCCAGAUGGCGAUGCUGUGUCCUACGCCAUCACAGGUGGCAAUGAGGACAGCAACUUCCUGCUGGACAAGCAAAAGGGCAUCAUCAAGCUGCGGCAAAGUCCAGCUCCAAGGCUGAGGGGCCCCCAGUACGUGCUCAACGUAACCGCCACGGACGACAACGCGUCCAGGGGCCCACACCCCCUGAGCAGCUCUACCCAGGUCAUCGUGGGCAUCAAUGACGUCAACAACAACAAGCCGCUCUUCCAGGAUUGUCAUGACUACAGCCUGAACGCCAUCGUCCUGGAGAACCAGCCUCCGGGGACGUUCGUCCUCCGCGUCCAGGCCCAGGACGCCGACAUGGGUGUAAAUGGAGAGAUCCGAUACGACAUCAUGCACAAAGACGGCGUGUCGUCCGGGUUCCUCAUCGACCCGGACUCCGGUGUGAUCACCACGGCAAUGAGCUUCGACCGCGAGCAUCAGAGGGAAUUCAUGCUGUCAGUGACGGCAACGGAUCGGGCUGAGGAUCCGCUGAUCGGCAUCUGUCAGAUCAGUGUCGUGAUCGCAGACGAGAACGACAACGGGCCGAGGUUCGAGAACAGCCGCUACCAGUACUUCCUGCGCGAGGACACUCCAGUGGGAACAAGCUUCCUGCGAGCAGCAGCACAUGACGACGACCAGGGCAGCAACGCAGCCAUCAGCUACUCCCUGUCCAAUCAGACACCGGCGUACCUGCACAUCAACCCCAGCACGGGCUGGAUUUACGUCAAUCACCCCAUCUCCCAGACAUCCAGGAUCAACCAGCAGAUUGUGGCGUCUGAUGGCGGCAACCGCAGCAGCACAGUGGAGCUGAGCAUCAUCAUCACCAACAUCCACAACCAACCACCGCACUGGGAGCAGCCAGAAUACUGGGUCACCGUGCCAGAAAACACAGUGCGAGACACCAAAAUAGUGACCAUCAGGGCCACAUCUUCCCUAGGUGACCCCCGUGUGACCUACAACCUGGAGGAGGGUCAGGUGCCAGAAACCAACAUGCCGAUACGGUUCUACAUGAAGCCCAACCGGGCCGAUGGCUCCACAUCCAUCCUGGUGGCUGAGAACCUUGACUACGAAACAACGCGUUUCUUCACGCUCAGAGUGCGAGUCCAGAACGUCGCCGCAGUUCCACUGGCCUCCUUCACCACCGUGUACGUCAACGUGACAGACGUCAAUGACAACGUUCCCUUCUUCCUGUCCUCCAUCUACGAGGCCACGGUUCCAGAAGGAGCAGAGAUGGGCACGUCAGUGACUCAGGUGUCGGCCACAGACCUGGACUCUGGUCUGCACGGGAAGAUCCAUUAUGUGAUCCUGAAGGACGAGAGUGGAGACUCACAGUUCUUCAGCAUCGACUCGCACAGUGGAGUCAUUGUGACCCAAGCCUUAUUCGACCGUGAGCAGAAGGCCUCAUACCUGAUUGAGGUGCAGUCGCAGGACAGCGAGGAAUCAGCCCGACCGGGCCAGCAGGGCCAGCCCAACACAGACACGGCCUACGUCAGGAUCUUUGUGGCGGAUGUGAAUGACAAUGCGCCGCAGUUUGCCCAGCCCAUGUAUGAGGUGAGUUUGAAGGAAGACAAAGAGGUUGGCUUCAUCCUCAUCACUGUCACCGCCAACGACAAGGAUGAAGGAGCCAAUGCCAAACUGCGCUACCAGAUCACCUUGGGAAACACCAUGGGCACCUUCGAUGUGGAGCCGGAGGUGGGCACCAUCUUUGUGGCUCAGCCUCUGGACUACGAAACGGAGCAGCGCUAUGAGCUGCGGCUGGUUGCUUCUGACGGGAAGUGGGAGAACGAGACGCUUGUGGUGGUUCAUGUGGUGAAUCUCAACGACGAGGCGCCCAUCUUCAGCCAGACAGAGUACAGCGCUGUGGUGACUGAGGAGCUCACCCAGCUGCCGGUUUUCCUUCUAGAGGUGUCGGCCACAGAUCCGGACCAGGAGGCUGACCAGGCUGCUGUCCGCUACUCACUCCAUGGCCAGGGAGCUGACAGUGAAUUCACCAUAGAUGACCGCACCGGGAGAAUCUUCGCCGAGCGCCGCCUGGACCGUGAGGAACGUGCUGCCUGGAGGUUCCUAGUCCUUGCAACAGACGAGAAAGGGGCAGGACUCACAGGGUUUGCUGAUGUUCUGUUGGAGGUCAGAGACGUCAAUGACAACGCACCAUUCUUUCCGUGCCCAGCCUUAGAGGUAGACCGAUGUUUUGUCGGCCAAGUGUCUGAAAAUUCACCUGCAGAUACAUCUGUCAUGGAGAUGCGGGCCUUGGACUUAGACGACCCAAAUGAGGGCCAACAUGCAACUCUGACCUACAGCAUCAUCAAGAACAUUCGCAAUGAGAUCAACCUCAACCUUUUCUCCAUCAACGCUACUACAGGGACCAUCCACACAGUGCUGCGCUCCCUGGACCGAGAGGACAAGGACCGGUAUCUGGUGGUGGUGGCGGCCAGGGAUGGGGGCGGGUUGGCUGGGACAGGAACAGCCACCAUACUGGUUUCAGAUGUCAACGACCACCCGCCCAUCUUUACUCAGAAGGUCUACACCACUCAGAUGACAGAGGACCUAGAGGUGAACAGCGAGGUUCUUGUAGUGUCCACUACAGACGGGGAUGAGGGGGAAAAUGCUGUGGUCACCUACAGCAUUGUUGGGGGUGAUGAGUAUAGAAAGUUCUUUGUGGAGACAGACAACAUGAAGCGACGCGGCGUGAUAAAGCUUAAGAAGAAGGUUGAUUUUGAGAAAGUCCAGGAGAGGGCUUUUAACCUGACCCUGAAGGCUGAAGACGCUGACUUUUUCAGUCUGGCAUCCUGUGUCAUUCAGGUAGAAGAUUCCAACGAUCACGCGCCAGUGUUUCUCCCUCAGUUCUACGAGUUACCCGCCAUGUCUGAAGAUGUGGCUGUAGGGACCAUCGUUGGUCAGGUCACGGCCUACGACCUCGACUCAGGUCAGAAUGGACGCUUGUUUUACAGUAUCUCUGGAGAGUCUGACCCUUACGGUCAGUUCCAGGUGGACCAGUCAGGUUUCUUGAUCGUGGCUGAACCUCUGGACAGGGAGAAAUCCUCUCAGCAUAGGAUCAUGGUCUUUGCUACAGAUGCUGGAAACCCACCCCUGAUCGGCACUGCCAUUAUUGAGGUGACUGUACUUGACAUCAACGACAACGGGCCAGAGUUCGAGGUCUCCUACAGGCCUGUUGUGUGGGAGAACACGGCAGCCCCCCAGGCAGUACGAAUGAAUGCAACCUCCCUACUGCUCCACGUCACAGAUCGUGAUGCCUCGAGCAAUGCUGGCCCUUUCUCCAUACGCCUGCUGAGGCUUACCUCGGACGCCACCAACUUCAACCUGACAGACUUUAGCAACGGCAGCGCUGCCAUCACAGCCCUCCGGACCUUUGAUCGUGAGCUGCAGAAAGAGCACCGACUCCCCAUUCUUAUGGUGGACAGCGGCUCUCCUCCUAUGAGCUUCACCAGCACGCUGACAGUCGUCAUUGGCGACAGAAACGACCACCCCCACUCACCAGGACACACCCACUUCAUCGUCUACAGCUAUGAGGGUUUUCUCCCAACGACUGUGCUUGGGCGGGUUGAGUCCCCUGACCUCGAUGACUGGAGUGAGAAGGUGUAUUGCUUCGAAGGCAAAGCUUCUAGGUUUUUCAGUCUGAACCAGAGCUCUGGGGAGCUCAGUGUGAAGGAGGGAGCUCCACCCGGCUCCUACCUCCUGCAGGUGCGCGUGUCAGACUCCACCUGGCCCGACGUGGUCUCCACUGCUCAGGUGGACGUUAUAGAUCUGAAGCAAAUGGCACUUCAGAACGCCGCCUCUAUGUGUCUGUGCAAUGUGACUGUGGAGGAGUUUUUCAGCAGCAGAGGAGGUGAAGGGAGCCGGUUCUCCCGUCUGGGUCAGACGUUGGCUGAACUUCUGCAAGUGCUGCGGGAAAACGUCCAGAUCUUUUCUGUGGGCGAGUCAGAGAAAGGGCUCAUUGUGUGGUUCACUGCCCGCGGCUCACUGUACUACAAGGCGGAGAAGCUGCAUGGCUACGUGGCAGCAAGCAGAGCCAAGCUGGAGGCCUCGGUGGCAGCAUCCAUCUCCCAAGUGGGUGUGGACGACUGUGCCCACACCGACUGCAGUCCAGCCGGGGGCUGCAGCACCGAGGUGACCUUCAGUCAGGCCCCGGUGGUGCUCAGCUCUUCUAACACCUCCCUGGUGUCACUGGCGGCUUCACCAACAGCGCGGUGUGGUUGUCGGGGUCGAGAGGCCAUCCGCAUGGCCUGUUCUGCCUACCCAGCCAACCCCUGCCUGAAUGGGGGCACCUGUCAGGAUGGGCCGCUGGGAUACCAGUGUAAAUGUCCUCUCAUGUUCGAUGGCCCCGAGUGCCAGCAGACCAAACACAGCUUCGGGGGGCAGGGCUAUGCCUGGUUCCCUCCCAUCAGGCCUUGUUUCCAGAGUCACAUCUCUCUGGAGUUUCUGGCAGAAGCUUCUAACGGGCUGCUGCUCUACAACGGGCCACUCAGUCCUGUUACCUCUGGAGAGCGAGAAGACCUAAUCUCUCUUGAGUUGAAGAGCGGAGUCCCAGCCCUAAGCAUAAACCACGGCUCAGGAACGCUGACACUGCAGCUGCCACCCAAAUCCACGGUGACCGACCGACGCUGGCAUCGCCUCGAUGUCCUCAGCGAUGGAAAGGCCGUGCAGCUGAUUCUGGACCAGUGUGAGGCUGCAACACUGAAUGAGCUGGAGGUGGAUGAGUCCAGCUGCAGAGCUGCAGGGGAAACGCCUGGGAGCCACAGGCACCUCCAUGUGUUCCAGCCUCUUCAGCUGGGAGGAGUGAAGCUAACCUCCUCCCUGCACCGCUACCACGGUUUCACGGGAUGUAUCCGUAACCUGGUGGUGGACAGUCAGGUGUACGACCUGCAGUCUCCAGGUGAGAGCGAGGCCAGCGUGCCAGGGUGCCAGCUGACUGACGGGGUGUGUGCGACGGCGGCGGCUCCUUCCUGCGGCCUUCGUGCCUCCUGUCUUGCUGACUGGGGCUCUUUCAGCUGCGAUUGCCACCCGGGCUUCACUGGACACAAGUGUGACAGGGCUGUCCCCGAGUUCUCCUUCGGCUCUGCCAGCGUUGUGAGUUACCAGCUAAGAGGAGGUGGCAGUACACGACGCACAAACAUCCAGUUGCUGCUUCGCACCAGAGCCACCUCAGGCGUCCUGCUGUCCGUGGCGUCGCGCGAGGCCAGCAAGUACAUGGUGCUGGAGGUCACAGAGGGCCACCUCUCUGUUCGUGCCAACCUUGGCGACGGGGCCCACGCUCUGAGGCUCCAGGGACAUCGGGUGGAUAUUGGCCAGUGGCUUCUGGUCGGCCUCAGUCGGCAUGACAACCUCUUUACCCUGCGGCUUGAGAAGGGAGGGGGCUCACGGGAAGCUCAGGCUCAGCUGGGCAGCAGGAGGGUGAUUGUGAUUCAUCCGGCCACCGUGAUGGUCGGUAACAUACCAAAUUCUGGAGACAAGACUUCUGGCUUUCAGGGCUGUCUGCGGGACAUUCGUCUGAAUGGACACGUCCUGCCUCUGGACGGCCAGAGCAGGGAUCUGGUGACGGUGCUGGAAAGACGAGGUGUGGCCCCCGGAUGCUCCAGUGACGCCUGCAGCAGCCAGCCCUGCCUCAGCCCUCUGCACUGCGUGGACCUGUGGAGGAAGCACCAGUGCAGGUGUCCUGGAGGUCAGGUGACCGUGACAGACGCGUCGGGGCGGCAGCACUGUGUUCCUUCGCCCUGUGGGCCCUCCUCCUGUCGUAAUGGAGGCGUCUGCCAGGCAUUGACGCCUGACAGCUACAGGUGCAGGUGUCAGGAAGGCUUCAGGGGUCAGCGCUGCGAGGUGGGGCAGGUCAAAGGUCAACGCAUGGCUGCCCUCAGUCCCAGCUCCAUCCUGGCCAUCAGCAUGUGUCUGCUCGUCUUCUUUGCCGUGCUGGUGGCAGUGACCGUGUGGAACCAGAAAGGUAGCCGAAACAAGUUCAGGAAGCGUGGAGUUCAUCACAUCCCUGCUGAACAGCAGAGCUGGGAGGACAUCCGGGAGAACAUCCUGAACUACAACGAGGAGGGCGGCGGGGAGCAGGACCAGAACGGUUACGACAUCACGGAGCUGAAGCGCCCCUUGGGCUCCAGUCUGUCCCAGCCCUCUUCCUGCACCACUGCCCCGUUGAUCAAGUCUGCCACAGGCUCUCUGGAGGAGGCCCGCCCAUCUGGCUCCUCCUGCAGCUCCGGUGCGCCUUACCUCAGCAUUCUGCAUCAGCACCAGCAGCCAGCCUCCAACUACAGCAGUGACUUUGCCCUAGCCAUCUACACGCCUCUGGGAGGCAGACACGUCGAGGUGAGUGAUGCCAGUGCCGCCCCAAUUGGGUGUCGCUCCCAUGUGGACUUUAAAAGCUACGUGGCUCGGAUCAUCUGGGAGGCGGACAACGACAGUGAGGCGCUGCCACCGGACACCUGCUACGUGUGGUGCUUUGAGGGCUCGGGCUCAUGUGCAGGAAGCCUCAGCUCACUGGGGUCGGCUGUAUCCCGCACAAACAUCUCCGGCCAAGGAACUGAGGACGGAGACGACGAUGAGGGGGGGGUUGACGACAGGCUGUCGUGCUGGGGCUCCAACUUUCAGGCUCUGAGCAAGAUGUACGAUCGGCCCCAGCCACCUGAGCCAUCAGCACUAGGACAUGGACGGUGUAAAGGUCCCCGCACAUGCUAAUCCCAUUUUUGGAGCAUUCCACUACAAUAAUGGCUCACUGGUUCAUGUUAACAUACUCUGGGUGUGUUAGAGGUGCACUUGAUACUUAUUUUACAUUUUUCUAUUUUAGCCAAUCCUGUCUAAGCACAAUUUGUUUCUUAGUCCCACACUUUACUACGUCCAUUCUCAACCACUCAGAACCAUGCACCUGCGGUCCUACCCAGACAAACAGAAUACCUAAACAGUAUUUCUAACGAACAUAAUUGGACAUAAUUGGCAUGUAGCACAGGCGUCUGUCACAGCUCUGUGACAGACGCUGUGACAGAAUAAUGGCUCACUGGUUCAUGUUAACAUACUCUGGGUGUGUUAGAGGUGCACUGGAUACUUAUUUUACAUUUUUCUAUUUUAGCCAAUCCUGUCUAAGCACAAUUUGUUUCUUAGUCCCACACUUUACUACGUCCAUUCUCAACCACUCAGAACCAUGCACCUGCGGUCCUACCCAGACAAACAGAAUACCUAAACAGUAUUUCUAACGAACAUAAUUAGACAUAAUUGGCAUGUAGCACAGGCGUCUGUCACAGCUCUGUGUUUCUGGAGCACAUUGCUGUCUAAGCAGCUACUGCAUGUGCAGGAACCUUUAGAAUAGAUGAUGAUGUUAAUAUGAGGAAAGAACAGUUUGAACAUCUUUUCAUUUGCAGAUCUUUUAUCUCAUGUUCGAAAGAAAUGUGACCCACCCUCAUUCUAAUCCAAGUUGUGACUUUAGUGCAGCAGCUCCUCCUCCUGCCAACACCAAGACAAAGUCCUAGCCCUGUAAAGUACUUUCAACAGGAACUGGCAAUAAAGCUUUUCUGAUUCUCUUGCACAUCCUAGGACAUCCUAGGAUUCAAAACAGAGUUUGGAGUCUUACACUCACACACUUAGUUGUUUUGCCUGCUUUUCUGAAGAAAGACGUUCGUAUGUUUCCUCUGCUUAGGGCUGAAUUUGUUCUUCGUGAACAUUCAGCACAUUUAGAAGAGGCAGAUGUUUGUUUUAUAUUAGCAUCAGAUUGUGUAAAAAAUCUUCUGUUGGAAGAAAUAUUCAGGUUCAUAUUUUCAGCAGCAACAUAAAGACCUGAAACGUUUUAUUGCUACACAAAAAAAAGUCAGUUUUUAAGAAACAUCUUUAGCUGCUUUGUUUCCACAGUGUUUAGUCUAAAUGAACCAGGGCCUGGUGAGCUUUUACAUCUCUGCAAUUUCCAGCAUGUAAAUAUGAUGAGAGAUAAUUUUUUAUGCGGCUGGAUGAGUGUUGAGUGCAGAACCUGAAGCCGAAGGCUCGGGCAGAGAGCACUCACAUCCUCAGGAUUUCCAGACGGCUGAUAUGAGCUGGGAGGUUGCAGCAGCCAGUGCUAGUAAGGCACCCAGACUUCUAUUGUGUGAAACAACGACCUGUCAGCACUGUCUGAUGACAUUUAGAGGUUGAGCUGUGAAACAACUCGUAGACAUGUGACAGCUGCUAACAGAAGCCAUCCUCCAGGUGCCAGAGCUGUUUUUGAUUACGCACUGCCUGAUGAAUAUAGUUUUAUACAGUGAGUCACAGACAAGCAUUGAGUACAAUCACUUUGUUUAGAGGAAUAGUGAAGAUUUGCAUGUGUCAAUCAUCAGUCCUUAAAGCUAUGCAUCCUAAUGAAACAGCAACAGCGACUCUGUGACAAGUUUACUUGUUUUCUAGUAAACAGUAAAUAAAUAUUCCUUUAGUAUAUGACUUUUAAUAAAAAUGCUUUUCCCCUGCAAGCUUUUAUUUCAGUUAAUUAGAAGAAAGAUUAAAUUAGUUUUAGUAGGUAGAAGAAAAAAUAGGGUCUCUAGACUUGAAAGCACUCACUAAUGUUUUUACAGUCUGCGAACACGGGGAUAACAUGCAAACUCCAAACAGAAAGGUACCCCGUCUGCCUCCGGGAAUCGAACCCAGGACCUUCUAGCUGUGAGGAGACAGUGCUACCCACCGCACCACCCAACAAUUUAUAGAAUAAUUCAUAAAGAUGCACUAAGUAAUUUCUCCAGUUUUUUAACUGAGACAGUCGUUUGGCCACUUGACUCACUCUGCUGUAUCCACACAAUGGCUUUAUCUUGGGAUUUGCUGUGGUGCCACGUCGCCGCCUGGUGGAGAAAUUUAGAGGUUGUAUUUUCAGACAGGGAUCGAUUUUUACAUGAGUGUUAUUGCUUCUAUUUAACAGGGUAAUACUUAAGAAUGAAGAGACACUCCAUUGCUCCAUAAUUUCUAUGCUGAGAAGUUAUUAUUUAUUCCUCCCGUAAGACACCUCGGCAGGUAGUUUGCUUUGGGCUCAAAAACUACUAGUGCUUCCUGGUUUUCUCUGUACCUGCCCCAGCAACGGUCAGGCUGAGAGGGGGUGGAGCCAGCCUGUUGGAGCGAUACUGCUCUGUCCGCCAUUGUUUUCCUCACAUACCUGUACAGCACUAAUAUUGAACCAGACGACCUGCUCUGGAUUAUUUAGAAGACAGCUAGUGUUAGAACAGUCUGAUAUUCAGGGUUAUUUGUAUGAUCCAAAGUGCAGCCCAGAGGAGUUACAGUACUCAGUGGAUGAAGCUGUCACAGCCGAAAGGCCAGGCAGCCAACAGCAGGGUGAUCUGACCACGGGGCAGCUUACAGGAGACAGCUGGUGGUCUGCACCACACGCCGAUGUGAACAACUGAAUAUGCAGAGAAACUCAUCCAUGCAUUUGUUACCUCUAGACUGGACUACUGUAACUGUAACAUCCCAUGAGUACUGUAACUCAUGGGAUGUCCUAUGGGACAACUGCUCCUUAAAUUUCCUACAGCUAAUUCAAAAUUAUGCAGCCAGAGAUUUGAUGGUACUUAGAAAGAGAGAUCACAUUUCUCCUACAUUAGCUUCUCUGCACUGGCUGUCUGUAAAAUGUAGGAUGUAAUUUAAAAUUCUCCCACUCACCUACAAAGUACUCAAUGAUAAAGCUCCUUCUUAUCUUAAAGACCUCGUAGUUCCUUAUGCUCCCAGCAGAACGCUUCUUUCUCAGAGCGCUGGGCAACUUGUGGUUCCUAGAGUCUUUAAAUGUUAAACGGGAGGCAGAGCUUUUAGCUACCAAGCUCCUCUCCUCUGGAACUAGCUCCCUCUUCAAGUUCGAGAAGCUGACACAUUCUCCACCUUUAAGAUCAGGCCUAAAACCUUCCUUUUUGAUAGAGGUUAUAGUUAGAGAUGGUUCAGGUCACUGGCACUGAUUGUUAGUCACAGGAACCGUCUCUUAGUUAAACUGCAAUAGACAUAGACUGCUGGGGGACUUAUACACUGAGCUCCUCUGUUUCCUUCUACCUCUUCUGUCCAAUAACCUCCCAUCAUUGUUUCAUGUUAACUAGCCUUGUCUUUUUCUCUCCAGUAGUUGUGCUUCUCCCCCGAUCUCUCUCUCUCUCCUCCAUUCUGUCCUUACCUACAAGUAUCCUCGGAAUCAGAGCUGUUUGUCUGUGAUGGGCAGCUGCAAAUCUAGCCACCCUGCCUGUUACCAGUCCCUGAUCCAACCAUUCUGCCUGUGUCCAGUCCCUGGUCCAACCAUCUUGCCUGUGUCCAGUCCCUGGUCCAACCAUCCUGCCUGUGUCCAGUCUCUGGUCCAACCAUCCUGCCUGUGUCCAGUCUCUGGUCCAACCAUCCUGUGUCCAGUUCCUGGUCCAACCAUUGUGCCUGUAUCCAGUUCCUGAUCCAACCAUCCUGCCUGUGUUCAGUCUCUGGUUCAACCAUCCUGUGUCCAGUCUCUGGUCCAACCAUCCUGCCUGUGUCUAGUCCCUGGUCCAACCAUCCUGCCUGUGUCCAGUCUCUGGUCCAACCAUCCUGUGUCCAGUUCCUGGUCCAACCAUGGUGCCUGUAUCCAGUUCCUGGUCCAACCAUCCUGCCCGUGCUCUGUUGUUGUUUGUUGUUGUUGUUUUGCUUUUCUCUCUCCCCUCACUCCAACCGGUUGAAGCAGUUGGCCGCCCACAUUCAGCCUGGUUCUGCUGGAGGUUUCUUCCUCCCCACUGUCACUCUCCAAAUUGUAAUUAAAGGUUUGCUGUAUGUGGUAUCUGUUGGUUUUAAUUGUUUAAGGUCUUAAACCUUACCUUGUAAAGUGUCUUAAGAUAAGUGCCUUGUUGUGAUUUGACACUAUAUAAAUUACAUUGAAUUCAAUCAAAUAUCCCUGUGCUGAAUUUCACCGCUGCUGAUUUUGUUCGGAUGAAGUUGUGGAUUCUACUACUGACGACACACCAUCAGUAUUGAGUUACAGGUGGACAGAGGAGCUGGAAACUAGCGUCAGGAUAUCGAGAAGAAUCUGGAAAAACAGCCAGGAUGGAACGGUUGAAUAAGCACAAAGUCAGUAAUAUAUUCAUUCGUUUACUGUUUUAGCUUGUGCUGUGAAAGUUGAGUAAAGUUACGAGCUGCUGCUUGUGUGUUUUAGACUGUCAGGAGUAAUGUUAGCUUAUGUUGCUAAUGCUAGCUUGUGUACUAGCUCUGAGUGGCUGGCAGCAACUAAUUCCAUAUUACUACUUCAUUUUGUAGGCAAUAUCAGCAUCAUUGCUGCUGAUUGAUAGCUUGGCUAGCAGAAAUCCUAAUCCUAAAAAAAUAAUUCAUCGGCCUCGGUCAUACGUCUAUAAACAACACCUCACUACACUGAUGCAGAUUCACCCCCUGCCACCCCACCUUACAGUCUCACUGUCUGCUCUCCGACCUUAUCUAUCUGUCCUGAUGAACCCAAGAAAAAAUUCCAGCAAGGUUUCCACUUGUACUGUGUGCCACUGUAUGUGUGUGUGUUUUUUAUUGUUUGUACUGCAAUUGCUUCCACUGUCGGACUAGCGCCGGGUAACCUGGCUGCUGAUGGGAAUUUCCCCGCUGUGGGACUAAUAAAGGCAUUCUAUUCUAUUCUAAAUGAUCGCCGAGCGUAAGACUGAAUAUUUAUGAAUGUGCAAGUAGACUCCACCCCUACCCUCAAACAGCGCUGGUCUCAGAUCAGAGACGCGAAUUCAAACACCUCAAACAUGCACCUCAAACCCCGCCCACAUCUGAUCUGGACACUUUUGUUUAUAGCGUGGACAUAACUUCGGCUAGCUAGUAAAGUUAUCUAACUAAUUCUCCACCGGCGCCACAGAAAUAUUCUAUUCAAACCUACUUAACUCAACCCGCACACCUGCCGUUACAGCCCGUUUAAUCUCCCCUAACGGGAGGGAGUCGAAGCUGACGGCCAUGAUGGCUUCGACUUCAGGUUUCUCUCUAGUAUUGUCGUCCACCGAUCCAGAGUCAGAUGUGGGCGGAGCUAUGCUGUAUACUGUUUGACGUGUUUGAGUCCGCGUCACUGAUCUAGGAUAGUAGGGGGUGGAGUCUACUUAAAUAUUCAGUUCGAUCAUUUAACAUUUAACAUUUACAUUUAACAUUUAACAUUUACAUUUACAUUUACACUUACAUUUAAAAUUUACAUUUACAUUUACAUUUACAUUUACAUUUACAUUUAACAUUUAAGAUUUAGAUUUAACAUUUAACAUUUACAUUUAGAUUUAACAUUUACAUUUAGACUUUUGCACAUUUAACUAAAUGUGAGAAAACUAGUUUCAGGUGCUCCUUUUACAUUCGGUACCCCAUAUUCUUGGAAGCGACAACAGUCUUGUUUUGACAGCCAUUAACAGCAGAUGAAGAAAAGAAGAGAAGAGAGAGAAAGAAGAAGUUUUGGCUAAAUGAAGAAUCUGUAGCUUUCUAACAACUGUCUGCUUUGAUUCAAAUUAAAAAGCUGCUGAACAACUAAGAAAUUAUAUCUUUAUUCAAAAACUUAUUUAUAUAAUAUAACCGUUUGUUAAAAAUGUAAAGCAAUGUCUGAGCGUUUAUCUGUUAGAUUCAGCUGUGCUUCUGGCAGCGCAGAGAGAUGAUGCAUCUCUGCCAGACGCCAGGGGCCAUUCAAGAAGGACGUUUUGUUGAAACUUUGAGUUCGUUAACCCCGAAAUGGGGAAAACUCAGUUUUCGGUUUCAGGAAGGGAGGUAACCUAAAACCCGUAAAGCGGGGUAAAUUAAAUGCGUUUCAAGAAGAGGUAAUCGAAACUUAUGGGGUGCCAAAUGUAAAAGGAGCACCUAUAACUAGUUUUCUCACAUUUAACUAAAUGACACAACAUGUUUUCUCACAUUUAGUUAAAUGUGCAAAAGUCUAAAUGUAAAUGUUAAAUGUUAAAUGUAAAUGUUAAAUGUAAAUGUAAAUGUUAAAUGUUAAAUGCUAAAUGUUAAAUGUAAAUGUUAAAUGCUAAAUGCUAAAUGUUAAAUGUAAAUGUUAAAUGUAAAUGUUAAUUUAAUUAAUUUAUUUGAUCUGGAAACUUUUGUUUUUAGCCUGGACGUAACUUCGGCUAGCUAGUAUAGUUAGCCAACUAAUUCUCCACCGGCGCCACAGAAAUAUUCUUUUUAAACCUAGACUCCUCAUUAAUGGUGUUUAAGACAGAACGGCAGUUUGAAGCGGAGCCUCAGCCCGCACACCUGCCGUUACAGCCCGUUCAAUCUCCCCCAACGGGAGGGAGUCGGAGCUGGCGACCAUGAUGGCUUCGACUUCAGGCUUCUCUCCAGUAUUUUCGUCCAGAGUCAGAUGUGGGCGGAGCUAUGCGUACUGUUUGACGUGUUUGAGUUCGCGUCUCUGAUCUGAGACCAGCGCUGUUUGAGGGUAGGGAUGGAGUAAUGCCCAUUCAUGAAUAUUCAGUUUUACACUCGGCCAACAUUUAACAUUUACAUUUAACAUUUAACAUUUACAUUUAACAUUUAACAUUUACAUUUAACAUUUAACAUUUAUAUUUAACAUUUAACAUUUAACAUUUAACAUUUAUAUUUAACAUUUAACAUUUAACAUUUAGAUUUAACAUUUAACAUUUACAUUUAUAUUUAACAUUUACAUUUAUAUUUAACAUUUACAUUUAGACUUUUGCACAUUUAACUAAAUGUGAGAAAACAUGUGUCAUUUAGUUAAAUGUGACUGUAGCUCAGUUGGUAGCGUGUCGACUUCGGAAGGCAAAAGGUCUGCGGUUCGAUCCCCCGCCUCGGCAUCAGGUGUGUCCCUGAGCAAGACACUUCGCGCUAACUCCCCGAGCGGCGCUUAUGUGGCAGCUCACUGCUCCCCCUAGGGGGAUGGGUCAAAUGCAGAGAAUGAAUUUCCCCACUGUGGGACUAUUAAGGGUUAAUUUCUUUUUUUUUAUGGCAAACUCUGUGAACCUAACCUGGUUGGGAGGAGGUUUUGUUCAGGAAACCCAAAGUUUCCUUCAAUCUCCGCCCCUUUUUAAAGUGAACAGUGUUUAAAUAGGCCAACCUCAUUUAUUCUUUUAGUACAUUCAUAGAUUGCACCUGUUUCCUUCGCACAGAUUUUAAAAUGGCACGUCCAUUUCUAGACAAUCCUGUAGAUGAGGAGGCUGUAUUAAUUCACACGGCAUUAAAUAUAUACGCCACAAGUUAAUUUUUUGUGACAUCCGCAUGCAUAUUUAUUUGAGCUGUACUGUUUUUCUCAAGAGUCCAUAUAUGAUGGCUCUCAAGCCAGAAGUGUUAAAGGUAUAAAAAACAAAACAAAAAAAAAUUUGGAGUGAGCGCUCCGCACAUUGGUCUCGGGAAAAUAGUUGGAGUGAGCGCUCUUGUUGCUCGUGUUUUAGUAAAUAUCUUUUUGUGGAGGUAAGCUAGGUUAACGGGGAGGAGAAACAAACGGUAGCUCAUGCAAAUGUUUAAGGCAGUUUUACAAUGCUGGAACUUUGGUUGCGUAUGUCUUUGUGAGUAUGAACGAGCAUAAAUUGUACAACCUUUUGGCAUGCAACGCUAUCGUAUGUAAUUGUUAAUUAACUAUUUCUGUACGUUUCAGUUACAAUGUCAUAAAGCUGGGAACUUCAAACGAGAAACGCAA
This is a messenger RNA of Betta splendens (Siamese fighting fish), 16897 nucleotides long. Its product is annotated as neural-cadherin. Gene Ontology annotation, molecular function: calcium ion binding. NCBI's taxonomy places the organism in Eukaryota, Metazoa, Chordata, Actinopteri, Anabantiformes, Osphronemidae. The record is from RefSeq and is a predicted model, not a curated record. Gene Ontology annotation, biological process: homophilic cell-cell adhesion. Gene Ontology annotation, cellular component: cell-cell junction; plasma membrane.